Molecule: messenger RNA, 3548 nt
Organism: Blastomyces dermatitidis ER-3
Lineage: Eukaryota; Fungi; Ascomycota; Eurotiomycetes; Onygenales; Ajellomycetaceae
Product: threonyl-tRNA synthetase
Exons: 3
Coding region: 206-1915 (569 amino acids)
Biological process (GO): threonyl-tRNA aminoacylation
Cellular component (GO): cytoplasm
Molecular function (GO): ATP binding; threonine-tRNA ligase activity
Source: RefSeq, a predicted model, not a curated record
UAAAAAUGAAUGUGUGAGAGUUGUGUGUGUUGCUAUGUUGGUGGUGAAAGAGGUUGAUGUUCUCUGCGAGCACACGCGCCUGUUUUUCAGAAAAUUCGCGCGUUGUCCCGAACUUUCAGGAAUUUUUUUAAAAUAUUUAAGCCUACGAUCAUCAAAUUGUUAAAUAAAUACUCAAGCGACCAAACGGCAAAACAUCUAGCCACACAUGCGGCGGCCCAGCAUCUUCCCAGGGCGAUGGCGCUGUAUUUCUUUCCAGCCCACAGCUAACAGCCGCCCUCAAAUCAUUCAGAGAUACCAUCACCCAUCUAGUCUCGCUGCGAGAAGUUGCUCGUGUGCGGUAUCGCAACAAUCCCAGGCCACCUCCGGUCAACUGCUCAACAACAAGAACAACAAAAACAACACACCUCACCGUGACACCUAUCUGCAGACGCCAGCUGUUUCUCCAGCAGACCAUAGAGUAGUAGGGACGGCGCAAGAACUCUUUACCACCUCCCCAUACAGCCCGGGAUCGCCGCUAUUCCUCCCAAACGGAACACAUAUUCUCAACAAACUCACCUCCUUCCUCCGAGCACAGUACAUACAAUACGGCUUCCGCGAGGUCCUCACACCGAGCAUCUAUAAAAAAUCUCUAUGGGAAGUUUCCGGCCACUGGCAAAACUACAAAGAUGACAUGUAUGAGGUACGGGGGCGGGGAGCAACGGGCGAACAAACGGCGGAGACGGAGAUUGGCGAGGACGAAUCAUACGGCCUUAAACCUAUGAAUUGCCCCGGCCACUGUUUACUCUUUAAAUCGCAGAAUCACUCCUAUCGCGAGUUGCCGCUUCGAUAUGCAGAUUUCAGUCCUCUUCACCGCAACGAAAUCUCCGGGUCGUUAAGCGGACUCACCCGCGUCCGCCGCUUCCAUCAGGAUGAUGGCCAUAUCUUUUGUAGACCGCAGCAGAUUGGCAGUGAGAUUGAGUCCGCGUUGAAGUUCACUGAUACUGUUAUGAAUAUAUUUGGAUUUGAGAAUUACAGACUUGUUCUUUCUACGCGGCCGGAGGCGGAUUUCAUUGGUAGCCUUGAACUAUGGGAAAGUGCAGAACGGCAGUUAAGGAAUGCAUUGGAGAAGAGCGGCCGGUCUUGGGAGCUCAAUGAAGGGGACGGCGCGUUCUAUGGGCCUAAAAUUGACAUGCAGGUACAGGAUUCGGAUGGCAAGUUCCAUCAACUCUCCACCAUUCAGCUAGAUAUGAACCUCCCGCAAAGAUUCGAACUGGAGUACGCUGUUGCGGAGGGUGAGGAGGACUACAACCCGGAAACUCCUGGAAGAGCAGUGCCCGUCUUAAUCCAUCGGGCAAUUUUCGGCUCCCUUGAAAGAUUCUUUGCGCUUUUAAUUGAGAAAUAUAACGGCCGAUGGCCGUUCUGGCUCUCGCCUCGCCAAGGCAUCAUCCUAACUGUCUCGCAGGACGAGAAACUUCUCCGCGCAGCGGAAGAUGCGGCAGCAAAAAUGUCCGGCUAUCAAGCCCACAGCAGCAGCGAGGAUGCCAAUUCAACCACAACGACAGGGCCUCUGAAACCACUCUCACCGGCUCGGACGACGUUCAGUAUCGAUCUGGAUACCUCAGCUCGCCCUCUCGGGAAGAAAAUUCGCGAGGCCAAGGAAAUGAAAUACAAUCUUAUUUUCGUACUGGGGGAGAAGAAUCUGGCGGAUGGGAGUGUUGAUGUUGAUCUUGGCGGACAAAUGUUGCUUGAAAAGGGCGUGGGAAAUUCGAAGGCUGCCGACCAUCUUCAUCUUCUUGGCGACACCCCUUGCUGGGAUAUUACCGGAGCUCCGAAUAUAACUAAUGAAGCUAACAAUGUGGCGAAGGUGGUGAAGCUGAAGAUGAAGGUGGAUGACGUCUAUAACUGGUUAUUACGGCUGGAAACAAGGUUCCACUGAACCUGCGGCUUGGAGCUCUAUUUUGCUGUUUCCUUUUCUAUAGCUUUCUGGAUGGGUCUGUGGCGUAUGUGUGGCCCCUAGAAUCAGAGCCCCCACCCCUUGUACUAUAUUCAAAUGCCGGUGCUACUUUGUUAGAAUAACUCGUUAACACGAUCUGCAUCAUCAGUCUGAAUGUUCUGCCUUCGACCGCUGCCACAACCUAGCGGCGGAGCAUCCAUAAGUGCCAUGCCUGGCCGCUUCGCAUUGGCUCUAUAUCCUAAUUACAUGGGGGUCAGAUGCCCUUCGGCCGACCACCACGACGUCCCUAGAGGCUAGAGCUCGCUAUUUCCUCCCGGGCAAUGUCCAGGGGGUCGCUAAGACUUUAAGAAUAACUCAAAGAUAGUCAGUUCACACCAUCCUCAUCCACAGCACAUACGUUGAGUUACUUGACCGGGCAUUAGUCUAAUUGAGUCUCUCUGUUCUUUGGGCGUGUGGAGAGGAGAUUAUUGGCGGAUAAGCAAGGACGGCGAUCCACUGUCCACUUCUCACCGGCGACCUACCUGGUAUACAUGACCAGAAAGGGUCAUGGAGAGGCGCCUGUGCAGCCGCGCAUCGCGGAUGGUGUAGCUAGAGGGAGGGCCGGUGAUGAACCAUGAUGCCCACUACUAAACCACAGAUCCCAACCUUCUGCCGCUCUUCUACGCGGGUUCCAUGCGGAUUCUUGCUGCCGAACCUUCCCCAGGUGAGACGCCGUGGCACCAGCGACAUGCAGGCGAUGAGGGCGCAUACUCUCUAGUCGGCUCCAUCAUCAGAGUUCAAAACACAAGAAUGAUUCCUCAUCAUGACAGGGAGUGUGAUCAUCCAUCGUUGUCAGGGAUAAGGAUAAAGUAUCUUUGGUGCGCGGUCCCACUCGCCUUAGGCCCUUUGCGUCUCUAGGUCGGUUAGAACGUGUAGUCAAUUCCACUCAAAGGGGAGGAAAUUUGGAGAUGCUUUGGAUGUCUUUCACUGCUAGGACUGCAAGUGAGUUGAGACCCCUUGUACAUGUACAUACAUGUACAUACAUUUUCCUCUGACUGCGUACCUUUAAUAAAGUUAGCACCGCGUGUGUUAGGUCGUCAUAUCUCAAGACAACAAUAGCAAAGAAGGGAAACAAAACAAGAGUUGUACAAAUCUGUAUGAAGAGCGAGUUAGCUUGCUCAAGUUGCCUACUAAGAGUGUACGUUAAUAAACGGGAGAAAAUAAACAAAUCAGCCGGCAGCUGAGCAAUUAUUCAUACCAAAGAAGAACGAAUAUUGAAUCUUUCUCCGUCUGAGUCCCCAGAACCGAUAGGGGUCUUCGACCUGAAAUAGUCACGAAACCAGUCACCUUUGUCAACCAGCUUGCGAAUGAGGUAUCGGUGCAUAUGAUUAUUCUCCUUCAUUAAAAAUGAACAGUUGGUUAAGCCUGAUAUGUGACAUAUUGAAAUUUCCUUAUUGAAAUUUCCUUAUUGAAACUUCGGGAUAAUCGGUGGUAUUGAGGGUAGGCUUGAUAUAUAUAUGUUGUGCGACAGUAAAGUUUCCUUCCGGAUAUGAUGAUAAUAACUCAGAGCUAUUUUAAUUGUAGGCAACAGGCCUUUAUACAAUAAUCAAAGGAAGUGUAUUAUUCUCCCAUUCCU